AUGAAAUCUUCAAGAAAUAAUCCCGUUUUACUUUAGCUAGACUCUCAGUUUCUUUAGUAGCAAAAUAGCUGCCAAUAAUGUCAAAUCUUGAUAUAAAACGAGGAAAGUUUAGUUUUAUCUCAUGUUGAUUUAUAUAGAUAAGAUAUUAGAUAUGAUGCUAAUUCAAAUUGUUUGAAUUUAAACGAAUUUAAGUUAGAAAAAGGGACAAAUAACAAAAGUUAGCACAAAAGAGCAACAUAGAAAAAAUAAUUAGAUGAUAAUAUUAAUAAAUCUUGUGCACUUUUUACAGAUAGUGAAUUUCCAGCUGGGAUAACAUAGUUAGUAGGAGAAAAUAUCUCUCAUUCAAAUACAAUUACAAUUUAAAAAGAUUAGAAUGAUAUAGUUUGGAAACGAUCAACAGAGUUUUUAAAAAUUCAAAAGAGUAUUUUUGGGAAAAACGGCAUUCAAAUACAUAAAAUAAAAUAAGGCACUUUAAAAAACUGUUAUUUAUUAAGCAGUCUUUCAUGCUUAGCAGAAAGACCAAAAAGGAUAGCUAAACUCUUCAAAAGUAGAUUAAUCAGUAGAUAUGGAUUAUAUUCUGUUUUUCUUUAUGUGAAUGGAGAAUAGAGAGAAGUAAUAAUUGAUGAUUUAUUUCCAGUUUAUCACCAAACUGGAUUAUUUUUAUUUGGAGGUUAAUUAAAAUAAGACCUUUGGAUUUUAUUGGUAGAAAAAGCUUGGGCAAAAAUUCAUGGAGGAUAUAUGUACCUUGAUAUGGGAACAAUGAGAGAAGCAUUACAUGAUCUAACUGGAGCACCAUGUGACAACUAUUUCUUAGAGAAUGAAAAAGAAGAUGAAAUUUGGAUUUUAAUAACUCAAGCAUUAUAAAAAGGAUAUUGCAUCACUUGUGGGACUAAGUCAAUAAAUAACAAACUACUUCCUAACAAUACAAGGAUGCAAGAUCAUAUCCUAAAUGAAAUGGGGCUUGUAUCCUCACAUGCUUAUAGUUUAUUAGGCGCCUAUAUUUUAGAAGAUGCAUCUAAAACAAAGAUCAUUAAAUUAAGAAAUCCUUGGGGAAAAGAUGAAUGGAAUGGAAAAUUUAGUAGAAAAGAUGAAAAAUUCUGGGAAAGCAUUAACAAAGAAUUGAAAAAAAAAUUAGGUUACUAAAAGUCAAAAGAUGAUGAGGGAAUUAUCUUUAUGUAGUUUGAAGAUUUUUUUAAAAAUUUUGCAGAUCUAUAAGUGUGCAUGGUGAAUGAUAGUUAUAAGUACACAGCUUUCAAAACAAAUUAAUAAACUGACAAGAAAUAUUUUUAUAAAAUAUCAAUUUCUUAAAGUGGGGAGUAUUUUAUUACAGUUAAUCAAAAAGUUAAAAAUAAAAAAGAACAAUAUUUGUUUGCUGGUGCUAAUUAAACAGAUUAUUCUUAAGUAAUGAUGACCUUAGCUUAAUGGGAUAGUAAAUACAAAAGAUAUAUUUACAUUGAUGGAAAUUUAGACUGUUAUCGUGAAGUAUAUACAAAAAAAUCUAAACAGUAGAUAUUUAAAGAAGGAGAUUAUAUUUUGUGUGUUAAAGUUAACUGGAUUAAUCAAAAGGAUAACGAUGAAAUAGUAAUUAGCUCCUAUGGAGUAGACUCAGUUAAUAUUUGUCCCAUCGAUCCAAUAGAAAAUUUUACUAGAUAUACUAUGUUAUAGCAUGCUAUGUUUUAAAGUGAAAACAAAAAAUGCUUAAAUAAAUACAUGAAGAAUGACUUCUGGAUAUGCAUGAGUUAAAUGCCAGAAGGUUAUAUUUAUAUAGCAGCUUGGAAUAAUGUAAAAGAAAAUAACUAAAAUAUUAAUUUUUAUAGAAAGAAUUAAAAAAUUUAUCAUAAAAAAAGUAGCAGUUUUGUUGAUGACCUUUGUAAUUAAUAAAAAUAUGAUCAUUAAUAACUGAAAAGCUUUGAUUUUAAUUGCAAAUUUAUUAUUAAAAAUAUGGAUGGAUUAAAGCUUAAAAAGCCAUUUAAAGAAAAUAUUAUUAAUUUUUAUCUUAAACCUGGAUAGGCUGAUAUUGCCUUAAUAAAAUGCAAAGACUUAGAGUAAUUACAAAGUUUUGAUGUGGAAUAAUAGUUUAUAUUUUGA
Messenger RNA from Tetrahymena thermophila SB210, 2088 nucleotides. Its product is annotated as calpain family cysteine protease. Gene Ontology annotation, cellular component: cytoplasm. The record is from RefSeq and is a predicted model, not a curated record. Gene Ontology annotation, molecular function: calcium-dependent cysteine-type endopeptidase activity. Lineage: Eukaryota; Ciliophora; Oligohymenophorea; Hymenostomatida; Tetrahymenidae. Gene Ontology annotation, biological process: proteolysis. The transcript is spliced from 4 exons.